Molecule: messenger RNA, 1897 nt
Organism: Cladocopium goreaui
Lineage: Eukaryota; Dinophyceae; Suessiales; Symbiodiniaceae
Source: the annotation of a GenBank genome assembly
AUGCCACCGUCCGCGAGGUGCCUUGGUUACGAAUUUGCGAUUGGUGAUUGGAGAAAAGCUCUGGAAGAAGAAUGGGCCCAUGUGAGCGCACCAGCAGCUCUGCGGGCGGAUGAGGAAUGGCGGUGCUUCAACCUGGCCGCCUUGAGAUCCAAGGCCAAGCUCAAACAACCACCGUCCUGUGGUGGCGGUUGCAGACCCAAAGGCUCGUUGCCGGAGGUUUUGAAGGUCAAACAAAGAGCGUGUGCCCGCGUCCAUGCGUUUGAUCGCGAUGGAGCUGGCGCCGUGACCGCACGGCUGUUGAAACCGCCUCGGGUGAUCUACUCAGCGCAGGCACCACUUGGCACAGUUGGUUUUGAUUUGAAUCGGGAUGGUCGAGCAGAUUUGGAGAUCAUUGAAGGUUUGCAGUCUGAGGCCACUUCAGUCCUUUCACAGGGCCCCAAGGUGACAUUGUCAACCGGCCCAGCAAAGGGUUAUGUGCGACCUACAGAGUACAGCAUCGCAACCUUUGGGUCACAAAACGAGGCAGGCACACCGGGUUCGCAGUUCAGUCCCUAUGAACGAAAUCAAGGUGUAGAGAUCAGUGCAAAUCAGGCAGAUUGGGCCUUUGUCGAAAGUCAAGAGUCCACUGCAGAAUUUGCCAGGCAUGCCAUGUUCCAGAGCAUUCUCAUCAGGCGCCACGAAGGCAGCGCCUCGGCGGCGGCAGCUUGCCCAGAGGAUGAAGAGGACCUUGCAGGAAUGCGAGUUGGUGCCUUACGGAUGAUGCAACAUGGCGCUGGGCGCAGCAUUGCUGGCAAAGCCGGAUCCAUUCCGCGACGGCGUCCCAAUUGGGUGGCGGCCAACCUGGAGGACCCAACAAAAGAGGUCAGACGGUCCAACAUCGACGAGAGACACUUCUUGACCAACGAUGGGGCGGAAGGAAAGACCAUCUUCGAACGGUCUCGAAGUGCUACGAGGAAUCGGCUGCAGCGCAGUGUGGUUGCAGCAGCAGAAUAUCGAAACAAUCAACAGGGACCAAAGUCCCAGGUGUCCGGAAGUACCACAUCCAUGGAAGACAGAGAUUUGGAAGAAAUUGAGCAAGAUGUGGAAGAACAGAUUCAGAUUGCCAUUGCCAAUGGAGAGUUUGACAACAUCGAAGGCAAAGGAAAGCCUUUGAAGAGCAGCUUGCUGGGCAAUGCUGACAAUCCCUAUUUGGACCAAGCGGAUCGUGUCGGCUACGGCUUGCUCCAGAAGCAUGGUUUCGCCCCGGAGUGGAUCGAGCAACAGAAGCGGAUCCACAGUGACCUGGAGCAGCACGUCAAGGAGCUCUCGGACUCCUGGGCCGCCAGCCAAUUUGAGCCAACACACGCCUGGGUAGCGCAAAAGGACCGAUUUCGGCAAAAGAUGGCUGCUCUCAACAAGCGCGUAAGAGACUACAAUCUCAACUGUCCGGUCAAUGCCCAAAUGCUCCUCUUCGAUCCAGUUGAGGAGGCCAGACGGGCAAAGCGAGAAGCUGAAGCCAGACAAGCGAAGGUGUCUGCCCCAGCGCUGAACACAGGUAUCGCCAUCAGUGGCGCCCGUCAAAGCGCUCUGCUGCGGGAGGCGCUGUUUUCCCGAUCUUCCACCAGGCCUCCGGGAUCAGCGCCGCAACGCUCCGUGUGGUCCAGGAUGGCAAGUGCCUUCAAGUUUGGAAGCUGAGAGAACGAUUACCUGGUAAGUGCUUUCCCUGUAGAAUCCUGCACGGAAGAGGAGAAAUGCAAACCCAUUUGAACUGAGAGGGUAGGAUUUGACCUGGCAAGUCAAUGAAUCAUGGCAGCAAAGCUUGCCUGAAGCCCGAGGCCGUGCGCCUGUUUUUCGCAGCAGCUUUCAAAGACAUUGCUGCAAAGACCAGCAUCCGAAGUUUCCAGAAAUCAUCAUCGUC